AUGCCAAGCCCACCAUUCAAGGUAAUCUCCAUAUUUGAGUACAAGUCUGACUAUGACGACGAUUUACCGUUCCCUGUGGAUCAGGUAAUAACCGUUGAUACAAUCGAAGAUGAUGAAUGGUACUCUGGGACUUUAAACGGACGUUCCGGAAUGUUUCCCAAAAAUUUUGUGAAAGAAUAUGAAUCUGCAGAGGUGAAACCAGCCGAAGCGACGCCAAUUGAGUCUAUAAAGCAAACAGAAGCUGUGGAAGAACCUGCCCAGAGCAGCUCGGUGGUAGAACACGUUUCUCCAACACAGCCGAAGGUGGCACCUGCUCCCGUGGAAGCACCCAAGUCUCCAACUGCUGCCAAAAUAACAAAUAAAUUCCCAACCGGAGGAGCGGUUUUCCCCAAUCAGAAGAUUCAGGAUCCUUAUGCGGUUAAAAAACAAUUCGUUGCUAGCUCGAAGUCCUCCUAUGUUCCGCAAAUAAAGCCCAGAGAUGAUUCGAAGGUUGUUCAUAAAAUGCACAACGAGGUACCUGUUAGGGAGAUCGUUAAUCAUAACACAGAGGAGACCGAAAAAGAAGAAGUUGCUCCUCAAUUGAGUUUGAAGGAGAGAAUUGCAUUGAUCCAGAAACAACAACAGGAGGAAGCGGAAAGAGAGGCUGCUGCAUUGCAAAAGCAAAAGGAGAGAAAGAUCAAGGCUGCUGAGGAGAAGGAAAAAUUAAAGAAAGAGAAAGCAGCAGCAGCAUUGGCUGCUCCUGAAGCUAAUACUGAUGAUGUUGAUGCUGCAGAUGCUGAAUAUGUCGAGGUGGAUGAACACGACACCCACUCUCACAAAUCAAUAUCACGUCACAACACUGGAAGAUCUUCCAUUAUCCACGAUCACCAUGCUACUGAUGGUGGUGUAGUACAUGGACAACUGAUAGGUGAAGAUGCUGAUCAGGAAGAACAACUGGGCGAAGAAGACGCUGAGAAAGCUGAAGAAAAUGAGGACGAAGAAGGGGCCGAAGAAGAAGAGGAAGAAGAAGACGAAGAAUUACGCAGAAAGAGACUAGUUGAACGUAUGGCCAAGAUGUCUGGUGGUAGGAAUAUGUUUGGUAUGAUGGGAGGAAUGAACCCAUUGGCGCCUGCUGCUGGAGCCAAGCCAACUUCUCCAAAGGCUAAAAAAAUCACCAAAAAGGAAGUCGACGAAGUGGCUCCUAUCAGUGCACCAAAUGUUCCAUCUAUCCCUAAGCCUGUUUCUAUUCUUCCAAUUGGCGCUCCAAAUGAUUUGCCAGCCAAACUGAAAGGAGAGACCACUGCUGGUGGUGGUACGUCUUCAAUGGGAGACGAAGAAGACGAUUACACUGAGUCUGACAGCAAGUUCAUAGAUUCAGGGGAUAUUCAUCCUGGAGCUGGCCCAAUCAAGUCUCCCACGGAGUCCUUUGAGGAAUCAACUACUAUUAGAGGAAGUGACGAUUCUCCUUCGGUUGAUCCUGAUUUAGAAGUUGCAUCAAACCUGAUUCAUUUUGAACCGGAAGGAACGGGAUAUGAGGCUGAUGUAGAUUUAUCCGAUAAACCAAGGGGUGAUGAAUUAUUGAGAAGAGAAUCCAUCAAGAGUAGACUGUCUGUGUCUCUGCACCCAGCACCAUCGCUACCCUCAGUGGUACCACAUGUUCCAGUUCUGCCUGAACUGAAGAAUUUGCCUGAGCCAACUGUGGAUGACCGUAGAGACGAUGGAGAAAUUUCACCUGCAUUUGCAGUACCACCUCCAUUACCGGCCCACCCGCCAAUUCCAUCCGCAGUCGCACCUACUUCUCCUAUUCCACCUGUUCCACCUAUUCCACCCAUUCCACCCAUUCCUUCUGCAAGACCACCACCACCUGCACCCCCAUCAAUUCCAACGCCACCUGUCCCUUCAAUCCCGGUCGCUGAUAAGCUGUUCAAUGAGAAUGCCUAUGAAGAAGAUGAAGAUGCUGAUUCGGAGGAAUACGAUUUUGUCCCGGUGAGCCCAUCUAGAGCUUUCAAUGCUCCAAGUCAUUCUCAGGUACCCGGUCGUGCUCCUCCGCCACCGCCACCAACAGGUGCACCAGCACCUCCUUUACCGACAUCUGCACCACCUCCUCCAUCACAACAAUUCUCUCGGGCUGCUACAGAUAUUCCUUCCUCUGCUCUACCUUUGAACAGAACCUCUACUGGGACCUCGAUUGGUUCUACUGGCAGAAGACAUUCUUCAGAUUUCAAUCUACAGCGCACAGGAUCCUUUACCUCUCCUACCAAGGAUGGCGUCUCUCAGGCUCAGUCUGCUUUCAACGAUUUAGAAUUUGAAAUUGCAAACAUCAACUCCUCUUCGAGUUGGUGGUUGAAGAAUGACUUGCCCGAAUCGCUUGCUCCAAAGAUCGGUGCAGAAUUGACAUUUGAAGUCGAUUCUCAUUCUAUAACUAAAAGAUUAGGUAGACAUCUUGUCUUGAAAGAUUAUUAUGUAUUAUUUUCCGAUCUUUCGCAGCUAAUCUUUGAGCUAGAGUACGAUUCUGAAGAUCCUCGCUCCACUAUCAAGUUUGUUAAUUACUUUGUGAAACAAUCUCCUAUUGUCCGUAAAGAUUUACUUGACAAGAGCUCCAGGGAGUUUGGUCACAAGAUUGUUGAAUUAGCAGGUGCCAGUCAAAAGAUUAGCGGUACUGAUGGGCUUGUGUUUGAAGUGUUGGAUAAAUUAUCUCACUCUGACAACUUAUUGAAGCCCAUCGGCAACAAAUCCUUUGGAGUCCCCAUUUACCGUAACACCAACAACGUGAAUAUCGGUAAAGUUGAUGAAAUUAAACCAGGUGAUAUUCUUUGUAUUAAACUGGGCAAAUUUGUAAACCAUAAGGCUUUUAAUAUUGGAAAAAACAGCCAUAUCCAUGUGGGAGAAGAUGGAGACGUAUUCAGCGCGAUUAUCUAUGAAUUUGACCCAAAGAAGGACAGGUUUAAAGUAUUGCAGCUGGAUGCCAGUGGCUUGGUACAUAAAGAGAGUUACAAACUUAGUGACAUGAAGAGUGGAAGAAUUAGAGUAUUUAGAGUGGUAAGUAGGAGCUAUGUCGAGUGGUAG
Messenger RNA from Dujonia railenensis, 3045 nucleotides. The record is from the annotation of a GenBank genome assembly. NCBI's taxonomy places the organism in Eukaryota, Fungi, Ascomycota, Pichiomycetes, Serinales, Debaryomycetaceae.